CAUAUUAUUACUUUUAUUGACUGUGUGGAAAUAAUCAGCCUAAUUCCACCUCUACUUUUAUUUUAUAACAUUAGGCAUACAGGGAUCGAUUGAUUUAUGAUUCUAUGAUGUAUAGGGCUCAAAGUUCUUAAACUGGUAAUGGCACUCUUUGUAUUGCAUCUCUCGUAUGAAAAAAAGAGAGAGGACAUUUUCAUCUCGUUUUAUAAUUUAGAGAUGCCUCCUAUCAGGUAAGACAUUCAGUUGAGGAACAUUGUGUGUUGAGAGCACAGCACAAUUUCAUUGUCAUGAUCCAAAGUCCAACUGUUGCAACAUGUAGCAACUUCAACCACGGAAAGGACUGGAAACGAUUUAUCAAGUUAAGGAUUUGUAAUUAAUGCUAACACUGAAUGUGGAAAGGUUUGCCUUCAAUUAAAAGAUUUGUGUGCCCUUGUGCUUUUUGCACGACACAAGAACCCCAACCUUGUUAUUAAAGGAACACUUUAAACAAGGUAAUCUAAUAAAGGAUGCCUAGUGCCCACCUGAACAGAAACUGACCCACUGUGGCUAUAGGAUGGUAAAAAGUGUCCUGGUAGCCUAUGCCCUGUGGGCAGUAGGUGGACCUUUGGGCCUUCACCAUAUAUAUUUAGGAAGAGACAGCCAUGCACUGUUAUGGAUGCUAACACUGGGAGGGUUUGGGUUGGGAUGGGCUAGAGAAUUCUUACGCAUCCCUGCUUAUGUUGGUGAGGCCAAUCAAAAUGAAGAUACGAGUGAGAGAAAACAACCCCCUGACAGGAUCCCUCCACCUGUAAGUCCCAUAAGAUUUGCUGGUCAGGUGUGUGUUGGGAUCUAUUUUGGCGCCGUGGCCCUGAUCGGACUCAACUCCCUCAGUUUCUUCUACUUGAUUGUGCUGCCGUUGAGCGUGGGUGCAGGGGUGCAUUUGGUGUCCAGCGCUGGCCACCAGACCUCUGACCUCCAAAAAACUAUGACUGCUUGUCUCAUAACUUCCCCAAUAUUCUAUGGCAGCACCUUGUCGCCUCUCCCCAUCAGCCUGGCUGCCAGUGUCACUGCUACUCAGCACCGCAGGAUCAAAGCCCAGCGGACACCUCAGGGAACACAGAAACUAGUGCCACGACUUUACAGGCUGGGUCUAGCUUGGCUGGCCUUCUCUGCUCCAUUGGGUUACUGUAUUUUCCAUAACACUACAGCAACACUAUACUACUUGUCCGACUGCGUAGCAGCACUGCUGGACUUUUUCUGGUUUCUGCCUUGGCUCAGAGGUGUGCUUGAAUACGUUCUUCUGAUGCCCUAUCACAUCUUUUGUACUCUAACUGGAGGCGGCUACUAUGAGGAGGCUUGGAGGAAGGUGCUGGAAAUUUUGCUUAAAGAAUACACUGAGAAAGAGAAAGAAGCACUGAGGGUGUUGUUAAUGGAAACAGACGCCUCUUUUGCAGAGAUAACUCGAAGCUAUAGGGAGCUGGUCAAGAUUUGGCAUCCGGACCAAAACCAUAGCAAGGAAGCUGAGGCAAUGUUUCUAAAGAUUCAAGAGGCUUAUGAAAUUCUUCAACAGAGACACAGGCCCCGUUCAUUCAAAUAGCUGGCCUUUGUUUCUUGCUGACUGACCUGAAUAGUUGCCGAGUGCAAGAGAUGUGAGUCUCUUGACUGCUUUGUAUUUCAGUCACCAUUUUCUAAGGCACGUAGUCAACUGUCACUAUGGCAAACGUGCUCCCACUUGUCAAAAAUCAUUUUCAACAACUGCCUGAUACUUGUAAAGACAUUGCUGCCACCUGGAGGAGCUGUCGGUGUCAUGACAACAUGACACUGAUCAUUUUAAUUUCACAGCAUAAAACUUUAAAUUAAAUGUAAACUGGUUGUCAAGUAAAUUCUACUUCUACUAAAAACGGUUCCUUUCAAAAUGACUUGACUGGCAAUUUCCAGUAUUUGUAAGUACCAUUAUAGUUCCAAUAAACUAUCAUAUUUCAUAUGAUAAACUAGCUUUUUUUUAUUUCAUUUGAGAAAUACAGUAUGUGAGUAAUAUUUAUCA
Molecule: messenger RNA, 2020 nt
Organism: Solea senegalensis (Senegalese sole)
Lineage: Eukaryota; Metazoa; Chordata; Actinopteri; Pleuronectiformes; Soleidae
Gene: dnajc22
Product: DnaJ (Hsp40) homolog, subfamily C, member 22
Exons: 5
Coding region: 551-1573 (340 amino acids)
Biological process (GO): endocytosis
Cellular component (GO): plasma membrane; early endosome
Source: RefSeq, a predicted model, not a curated record